Molecule: messenger RNA, 399 nt
Organism: Fusarium tjaetaba
Lineage: Eukaryota; Fungi; Ascomycota; Sordariomycetes; Hypocreales; Nectriaceae
Exons: 1
Coding region: 1-399 (132 amino acids)
Source: RefSeq, a predicted model, not a curated record
AUGUCGGAAUACGGCUCUUCACAAUUCCUCUCGCGCGGACUGAAGAUCUUCGCCAUUUUCUCCAUGUUCACCGGAACAGUUGAUCUGAUUACCGGACAUAAACUUGUUAUACCCGAAUCAGAGCGAGCUCUCCUCCCCGCCCCAACCCUCGCCUUCGUGGAUAACCAGCUUCGCUUCUUGGGGGCAAUAUGGAGUGGAUAUGGAAUGAUACUCUGGUGGGCGAGCAACAAUCCCCAGGCGAGAAAGAUUCCCCUUUCUUUACUUGGAACCGUCAUGUUCGUGGCUGGUCUCGGUCGCUUGACCUCAGGGUUGAGUUUGGGCUGGACUCCCUCGUGGCUCAAGAUUGCUGCUGCUGCAGAGCUCGUGGUCCCUCCUUUGAUCUACCUGUUUGGAUUCUAA